AUGCACAAAGUCAAAGGCCACCACGACGGUCCUGUCCAUCCUCUUGACGACGAACCUCUCCACCAGCACCGACCGGCCGGCCACCUUCUCGGCCUCCUCCUCCUCGUCGACCCACCCGCCCCUGUACUCCUCCCACCGCAUCCUCUCCCACACGCUCGCGCACACCCCCACACUCUGCCCGGCCACGGCUCUGAACCACACGUACCCGUCACCGUGCCGCGAGGCGCCGCUGGACACCUCCUGCCUCGCCUCCAGGCUGCCGCCGAUGAACACCUUCCUGCUGUAGAGCUUAGAGCCGCUGUGGGUGUCGUGGACCGGCUCCCAGCGCUGCUCGAGCGCCACCUCGUAGAAGGCGGCACGGUCCAUCUGCUCGGACGGGGACAUGCCAUCUUCUUUGAUGAGAUAGAACGGGCAGUACCAUUUUCCGACAGCCGUCGACACCGCCGUCGCCGCGGGGAAGGCGUCGAGGAGGCUCGCGUCGGCGAGCUGGCGCGACCGGAGCGCCACGUUGAGGCCCGGCGCGUCGCCGAGGUCGAGGUGGUUCUUGGUGGGCUUGGAGGCGUACACGCGCCAAUACUUCUUGCGGUAGAGGUAGUUGGGGAAGCCGUCGGCGGCGACGGCCUUGGCCGUGAACCUGCCGCGGCGGCGCUGGACGAUCUCGAUCUUCUGGUAGAGGUCGGCCGGAUCGAACGGCUGCGGCUUGACGUCGUUGAUGCAGCGGCAGAAGCAGCACGGGGUCAUGUCCUCCUCGCGGGAGCAGGCCCGGACGAGCCCCUUGCGCUUGCCCGAGGCGACGACGGCGUAGUAGCGGUUGGAGGCGACGGGCUGGUCGGGGACGGGCACGAAGACGACGGAGUCGGUGUAGGUGGUGCUGCUCUGCCCGUGGUGCUCCGUGUAGCGGAGCGUGAGCACGCGGUUCUGCGGGAACGGGAGGUCGCGCACGCGCGUCCCGCCGCACUGCCCCCAGCAGCACGUCUCGUCGUCGUCCCCGUCGUCGUCGCCCUUGACGACGAGGUAGCCCGAGUUCCGGCCGUCGGGCGGCGGCCAGGAAGCCGCCUCCGGGUGGCUCAUGAAGAGAGAGAGCGGCUUGGUCGCGUACAUGGCUCCUUGAUUUUCUGCUUCUUGUGUGUGUCCUUCAAGUUUACUUUUGCAUAUAUACAUACAGUACGGGUACGGCACUGA
Triticum turgidum subsp. durum (durum wheat) is the source of this 1182-nucleotide messenger RNA. NCBI's taxonomy places the organism in Eukaryota, Viridiplantae, Streptophyta, Magnoliopsida, Poales, Poaceae. The record is from the annotation of a GenBank genome assembly.